AUGAUUGUACCACGUCGGACUCCGCGCCUCACCUUGAUUGCCCUGCUCAUCCUCAUCGUCGUGUUUCUGUUCUACAGCACUUACCGGUCGUCCGAGCUCGCCAUUGUUUCGCUUGAGGCGCAGAAGCCACCGCAGCCAAAUGUCCAGUUCCGCCCGAGUUCGUUCAAUUGGUCGGCGGCGCAGCAAUUCUAUCCCGUCUCCGACCCCAUCACGCCUCUGCCGACGGGUAAACCGCUUCGGCUCCCCCGUAUCCAGCACGUCCACGGUCCCGUGAACCCGCACCCAGAAGCACCUCAACGCCAGAAGGCUGUUCGAGACGCCUUCAAGAAGAGCUACGAUGCCUAUAAACGCUACGCGUGGGCCCGCGACGAGCUGGCGCCCGUGAGCGCCCAGGGAAGGGAUACAUUCGGAGGAUGGGCCGCCUCGCUGGUCGACUCCAUGGACACGCUGUGGAUCAUGGGCUUCCGCACAGAAUUCUAUGCCGCGGCCGAGGUAGCUGCCCAGCUGGAUUGGGCCAACACUACCGACACGAGUGUCAAUAUCUUCGAGAUCACAAUCCGCCAUCUGGGCGGCCUGCUUAGCGCCUAUGAUCUCAGUGGCGAGGUGGCCCUUCUCAAGAAGGCGAGAGAGCUUGGGGAUAUGCUCUACAUGGGAUUCGACACGCCCAACCGGAUGCCCGGGUUCUGGAUGAAGUUUGAGAAUGCCAAGAAGGGUGCUCAGCGAGCGGGAACUGCCGACCCGUCGGCCUCACCUUGCUCGUUAUCCCUCGAGUUUACACGCCUUUCGCAGCUUACUGGCGAUAUGAAAUACUACGACGCCGUCAAGCGCAUCAUACGCUUCCUCGAUCGCACACAGUAUCAGUCUAAGCUUCCUGGCAUGUGGCCCAAGUUGAUCAAUUUCCAGGACGAGAGAGUCGAUGGAGACAGUGGCUUCUCGCUAGGCGCGCUCGCAGAUUCGCUCUACGAGUACCUGCCCAAGAUGUACACCCUUCUUGGUGGUCUAGACAAGACAUACGAGAAGAUGUACGUUGGUUCAAUGGCGAUUGUCGAGCAGCACCUGCUGUUCCGGCCCAUGACCGAGGACAAUGUCGAUGUCCUCUUGGCGGGCGACGCACGUGUUCACCCGGAUCGAGUUGAUCAUAUCGCUGAGACUCAGCAUGUGUCCUGCUUCGCGGGCGGAAUGAUGGGUCUGGGUGGUAAGUUGUUUGCGAUCGACAGUCACGUCGAGCUCGGCAAUCGUCUUGCCCGCGGUUGUGCGUGGGCCUAUGAUGCUAUGCCUGCGGGUGUCAUGCCGGAGAUAUCCAACCUGAUUGCCUGCUUCUCAACAAUAGAGCAGUGCCCUUGGGACGAGAAGAUAUGGGAGCAGGAAGGCGACAAAAGACUGCGGAAAGGCUUCAAGAAUGCACGCGAUCCCAGGUAUAUACUGCGCCCUGAAGCCAUCGAAAGCAUAUUUCUCCUUUAUAGGAUGACAGGUCAGGAAGACCUACAGGAUAUCGCCUGGAAUAUGUUCCAAUCGGUCAUGAAAGCGACCAAGACGGAGUUUGCCAACUCUGCAAUUGCUGAUGUCACCGCCCCCGCUGAUAAGACCGAGAAAACAGACUCUAUGGAGAGCUUCUGGCUUUCCGAGACGCUCAAAUAUUAUUAUCUCAUAUUCUCUUCACCCGACCUAAUCAGCUUGGAUGAAUACGUCUUCAACACUGAAGCUCACCCUUUCCGACUUCCCACAUGA
This is a messenger RNA of Colletotrichum graminicola M1.001, 1728 nucleotides long. RefSeq names its product glycosyl hydrolase family 47. The transcript has 2 exons. NCBI's taxonomy places the organism in Eukaryota, Fungi, Ascomycota, Sordariomycetes, Glomerellales, Glomerellaceae. Gene Ontology annotation, biological process: N-glycan processing; carbohydrate metabolic process. Gene Ontology annotation, cellular component: Golgi membrane; endoplasmic reticulum. The record is from RefSeq and is a predicted model, not a curated record. The coding region runs from base 1 to 1728 and encodes 575 amino acids. Gene Ontology annotation, molecular function: mannosyl-oligosaccharide 1,2-alpha-mannosidase activity; calcium ion binding.